This is a messenger RNA of Populus nigra (black poplar), 1454 nucleotides long. RefSeq lists its product as uncharacterized. NCBI's taxonomy places the organism in Eukaryota, Viridiplantae, Streptophyta, Magnoliopsida, Malpighiales, Salicaceae. The record is from RefSeq and is a predicted model, not a curated record. Bases 390 to 1331 code for a protein of 313 amino acids. The transcript has 3 exons.
UCGACUCUCUCUCCUCACAGUAACAGUCGACCUCUCCCUCUCUCUGGAUUUUGUUUUGAUUUCGUGUUCGUGAUUAUAAUUAAAAUGGCAGACACGGCUCUUAUCUCGGAGAAACCUUCAAAUGCUUCCCCUCUCGAUCCUCCUUAUCGCUUCAUCUGCCACGUGUAUGUCCUUGAUUUCUUCUUCAAUUACCGCCAUUAAGUUGUUGUUCGUAAUCUAACUUAAUUUUCAAAUUGAGUCGGUGCCAGAAGUAAUUUUCACACUAAACCUGUCCCCGAUGCAAUUCUCGCCACUGCUCUCUUCCCUGCUAUAAGUUUUGUUACGGUGUGAGCAGUCGCAUGGUGAGAUAUGUACAGAGUCGUUUAUGAGAGAAAACGUGAUGGAAGAGGAUGGAAGCGGAAGAGGAAACGAAGCGGAAAAUGCUUGAUAUUUUGAAAAGGUUUCAUUCCGAGGAGCAAGAAGGAAUGGAUGAUAGCAUGGACGACGAUGAUCUUGAGGAUGGUGGUCCAAUCAAUUUUGAUGAUUUAUCGGCAGAAGAGAAGAAACAUUUCCAAAGAGCUGUGGCAUCUGGAGAACUCAGCAAGCUGGUCGAGCCAUGGGAUCCAUGGUGGUUGAAGUCUUCUGCUAGAACUAUCUCUCUUAGCAAGGAAGGAACCAGACUUGUUCAGCCACUUACCAAAGAGGAAGCAUCAUCAUCACAUGAUGGUGCAGGGCACCAACCUAGUGAGAUUCCUCCUGUCCCUGAUACCUCGUUACCUCCUGUCAGGAAACUUGUUUCUAGAGAGCCAUCACCCUUCUUAUCCUAUCACUUGGCUGACAUUAUAUAUAGGUACUGCUUCACACAACGCCUCUACAACGGAGACUGGCAAUCAGAUGCCAUAGGGUCAGAAACAGUGGUGCUGAGUGUCUCCUCUGUCUUAGGUCAAGCUGGGCAGCCAGAAACCAUGCUGGAAGCUCUUUCAUAUUGUUUGGAGAGAACUUGCUUUCCUGAAUAUAGACACAUGGGUGGACUGCAAUUUGGACUGGGUCUCGUCAAUAAUGUAAUACACGUGAUGUCACUUGGUGGCCAUGCUUUAAUCUGCUUGCUCAGUGAUCUACAGAAGAUGGUUCAGGCUGGGGAAAAGGAGCUGAAAGCUGAGAAAACGAGAAAGUCAGAGUCAGAAAUCCGGAGUAAGCUGAAACUUGCCGAGAGGAAGGUCUAUUUCAUAAUGUGUUGGGUGCAUGAGCAUCCAGGGGAAGCCCGGUCCUCGUUAGCUGCCAUCGUGAGGGCAGAAAAAAGCUCAGGCAUGGAUUAUAGAGGAGGUAAAAAUCUUCCAGCAGCAAAAAAAUAAAACAGAAUCAGGGGGAAAGGUUUUGAUCGAGGAAUGGUAAUGAGAACAUGAUUGUUGUAUGAUCCUGACGUGUGAAAACCACCAUUGUAUAUUUAAAAUUAAAGGUGUUUUAUUUUUGUUUUU